AUGUCGGAGUAUCAACAACCUAUUCCUGAUGUUCAAAAAGAUAUUAAACAAGCCGAAAACGUGAAGGAACACCCAAUAAGAUUCAACAAAUACGAACAGAAAAGCCCAGAUUACGAAAAAUACUACACUCUUCAAAACAUUGUUCCUCCAGAAGAGCUUUCAUUGUUUAUCGAAACCAUCAAGAAACCGCUUCCAACUUCUUUUAGACUUACAAGGUCUUCCGAGACUUUUCCAAAAGUGAAAGAGUCCAUUGAGGAAAUUAUUCAGAGCAUCCCAGAUGAGUUAAAACCCGAGACUUUUACAUGGAACCCUUACACUUAUCAACUCAAUGUUGAAAGAAAACAAGUUAGAAAGUGUGCUCAAUAUGAGAAAUUACACAAGUUCAUGGUGUUGAUGAAUGAAGCUGGAGAGAUCUCAAGACAAGAAAUAGUGUCGAUGAUACCUGCACUUCUUCUUGAUGUGCAUGAAGGAAUGAGUGUCUUGGACAUCUGCGCAGCGCCAGGAUCAAAGACAUCACAACUUGUUGAAAUGACUGGGAAGAAUGGAUGUGUCGUUGCAAAUGAUGCAGACAGACAAAGAAGUUAUUUAUUGACGCACCAAACGAAGAGACUGUCAAUGCCGCAUGUUGUAAUCACCAACUACAAAGCACAGGAUUUGUGUUUUGAGGAUUACAAGUUUGAUCGAAUGUUGUGUGAUGUACCAUGUAGUGGCGAUGGAACUAUUCGAAAGAAUGUUGAUGCUCGAACUUGUUUCCACCUCAUGAACGCAUAUGUCAUGCACCGCGAGCAAAUUGACAUUAUGAAGAAUGUGAUAUGUCACUUGAAAGUUGGAGGGAAGUUUGUGUAUUCCACAUGCAGUUUAAAUCCAAUUGAAGACGAGGCGGUCGUCUCUGAAAUCCUUCGCACGUAUGGUGACGCGGUUGAGUUAAUUGAUGCACGAAACACACUUCCAGGUCUCAAGUACAAACAAGGCAUUUCUACUUGGAAAGUAUUUGACAAGAAUUACACAGAAGUCACUGGGAAAACCGACAACAUUCCAAUUACAGCUCUUCCACCAAGUGAAGACGAAGCCAAAAAGUUCCAUUUGGAGUAUACUCUUCGCAUUUUACCACACUUGCAGAACACAGGCGGAUUUUACACCGCAGUCUUUGUUAAAAAGGGCGAAACCCCAAAAAUUGAGAAGAAAAGGAAAUGUGGAGCAAAAAUGGAACAACAAGUGGAGGAGAAGUUUGAAAGAAAUAAAGAGGAGGUGGAUCGGUGUUUGACUGGAGAGAAAGUCGAAAUAAAAGAAAAGAAGCCAACAAAACGAAGAAGAGGAAUGGCACCUAUAGACGAUCAAGAGUUUAAACCGUUGUGCUCUAUGCCAAAGGGUGAUGAAAUUUUCAAGCAAUUGAUCGAGUUUUAUAAAAUGCGAGCGGACUUUCCUCAAGAGCAAAUGUAUGUCAUUGGUGAUGAUUGUUUGAGUGUCCACUAUGUCUCCUCAGAGGUGGUUAAAGCGACACAUGGAUUAAAAAUAGUAUGUGGUGGUGUGAAAAUGUUUAAGAAGCACAAGAGUGAGUUGGUUGAAGCCUACCGAAUGGUGUCUGAUGGUGUUCGCAUCAUCUCUGAGUUUGUUGGAAGUGAAAGAACAAUAGAACUGACCCACCAAGAGUUCCUCAACAUCCUUCAAGACGACAUCAAACUUGAUUCCUUGAGACAAAAAGUAGAAGGCAAUGGGUGUUAUGUGAUGAAAGUGGUCGAUGGAAUUUUGCAAGGAAGUUAUUUCUCUGGGUGGGUAGGUAAAGUGUUUCUCUCGUGUUUGAUUCCAAAGCAAGACAUGGAAGCACUGCAAUUUCUUUUUGGUGUCACAGACAAGAGAAAGAAGCUUGUUAAAAAGGGCGCCAAAGAUGAGAGUGAAGCACAAAAGGAUAAAAAAGUGGAGUAA
This is a messenger RNA of Entamoeba invadens IP1, 1923 nucleotides long. RefSeq lists its product as hypothetical. Gene Ontology annotation, biological process: tRNA methylation. The coding region runs from base 1 to 1923 and encodes 640 amino acids. The transcript has a single exon. Gene Ontology annotation, cellular component: nucleus; cytoplasm. Lineage: Eukaryota; Evosea; Mastigamoebida; Endamoebidae. The record is from RefSeq and is a predicted model, not a curated record. Gene Ontology annotation, molecular function: tRNA (cytidine-N5)-methyltransferase activity; tRNA binding.